AUUAAAGUACUUACGGUGCCAACACGUUUGCUGCGCAUACAGAAACGCGGCGGCUUAGUGCCAGCGCGCUUGUUGGGCGCCGAGCAUGCUAAGGGCGACGUUUUGACCUUUUUGGAUGCGCACUGCGAGUGCACGCGCGGCUGGUUAGAGCCAUUGCUGCAGCGUGUGAAGGAGUCACGCACCAAUGUGGUAGCGCCGGUUAUCGAUAUAAUUUCCGAUGAUAAUUUUAGUUAUACAAAAACAUUUGAAAAUCAUUGGGGUGCUUUUAAUUGGCAGCUCAGUUUUAGAUGGUACAGCACCAGACGCAACAGAGCAACGCCAAAGAGUGACCGCACUGAGCCGAUCGCGUCACCGGCCAUGGCUGGUGGACUAUUUGCAAUCGACAAGAGCUAUUUCUUUGAAAUUGGCUCAUACGACAAAGAGAUGAAGAUUUGGGGCGGCGAAAAUGUUGAGAUGUCUUUCCGCGUGUGGCAAUGUGGAGGUCGUGUCGAAAUCUGUCCCUGUUCGCACGUAGGCCAUGUUUUCCGCAGCACUACACCGUACACCUUCCCAGGCGGCAUGAGCGAAGUGUUGGGAAAUAAUUUAGCGCGCGCCGCUAUGACUUGGAUGGACGACUGGCAAUAUUUUAUACUCUUGUACACAUCCGGUCUCUCUUUGGAGACACGUGAACGGAUUGAUGUCAGCGAUCGCCUCUCCCUGCGCGAGAAACUCCAAUGCAAACCAUUUUCCUGGUAUUUAGAGACUAUAUGGCCGGAACAUUUCUUCCCAACACCCGAUCGUUUCUUUGGCAAAAUUAUUUGGCUAGAUGGCGAGACUGAGUGUGCGCAGGCAUACACGAAACACAUGAAAAAUUUACCAGGACGUCGGUUGUCGCGCGAGUGGCCGCGAAUUUUUAAAGAAAUCGAAAGCAAUGGUGAACAAUUUAUGUCGCUAAUCGAUUUGGAUCGCGACAAGUGUUUGCUGCCGACGGAUAAGGAUUUGCCGCAUACUGCAUUGCAAACGGCUACA
This is a messenger RNA of Rhagoletis zephyria (snowberry fruit fly), 1008 nucleotides long. Its product is annotated as polypeptide N-acetylgalactosaminyltransferase 3-like. Gene Ontology annotation, biological process: protein O-linked glycosylation. Gene Ontology annotation, cellular component: Golgi apparatus. Gene Ontology annotation, molecular function: polypeptide N-acetylgalactosaminyltransferase activity. Lineage: Eukaryota; Metazoa; Arthropoda; Insecta; Diptera; Tephritidae. The record is from RefSeq and is a predicted model, not a curated record.